AUCAAACCGUCUUUUAGAGACUUCGUCAUCAAAGAAAUUUGUAUUGUAUAAAAACCAACAUGAAUAUUACGUCAGCAGCUGGUAUUAUUUCCCUCCUUGAAGAGCCAAUGCCAGAGUUGAAGGUGUUUGAUUUAAAAAAAUUAGAUAUGAUAGUGGAUGAAUUUUGGCCUGAAAUUUCUGAGGCCAUAGAAAAAAUUGAAAUUCUUCAUGAAGAUAUAUCAUUCCCACAACAUGAUUUAGCUGCAUUAGUUGCUAGUAAAGUAUACUAUCAUUUAGGAAGUUUUGAAGAUUCUCUUACUUAUGCUCUUGGAGCUGGAGAGCUCUUUGAUGUCAAUGCUCGUAAUGAAUAUGUUGAUACUACCAUAGCCAAAUGUAUUGAUUAUUACACUCAGCAACGUGUGUUGGAAGCUGAAGGAAAAUUACCACGUGGUAGUACGGGAAUUGACCCAAGAUUAAAAGGAAUUGUGAAUAGAAUGUUUCAACGGUGUUUAGAUGAUAAUCAAUAUAGACAAGCUCUAGGUCUUGCUCUUGAAACAAGAAGAAUGGACAUUUUUGAAGCUGCAAUUAUGCAGUCUGAUGAUGUUAAUGGCAUGUUGUCUUAUGCAUUUCAAGUUGUCAUGAGUCUUAUUCAAAAUCGUGGUUUUCGUAAUACCGUACUUCGUUGCCUAGUGAGCCUUUAUCGAAACCUAGGAACACCAGAUUAUGUCAACAUGUGUCAGUGUUUGAUAUUUCUUGAUGAUCCAUUAGCUGUUGCUGAACUUCUAGACAGAUUGAGCAAAGGUUCACAAGAUUGUGUUCUCAUGGCCUAUCAAAUUGCAUUUGAUUUAUAUGAAUCAGCAACUCAACAGUUCCUUGGUCGUGUCUUACAAGCUCUCAGAGCAACAGCUCCCAUUCCAGGAGCUCUUAUGGUUAAACCAAUUGUAAAAGCAGCUCCAAAAGUAACUACCGAAAGCAGUUCUGAAUCUACGGCAAUGGAAACCGAAACCAGUACUACACCAGCUCCAGAGGAAAAAUCUGAACGUAGCGUUGAAAGUUUGAAUGCCGAAGAACGCGAACAGCAAGAACGUGUGGAUGCUUUGUCCAGUAUAUUAGGUGGAGAAAUUUCAAUCGAUUUGCACCUGCAAUUUUUAAUUCGUAGUAAUCAUACCGAUAUGUUAAUAUUGAAAAAUACUAAAGAUACUAUACGUGUUUCUAUCUGUCACACUGCCACCGUAAUCGCGAACGCGUACAUGCACUCUGGAACUACUAGCGAUCAAUUUUUAAGAGAUAACUUAGAAUGGUUGGCGCGGGCCACGAAUUGGGCCAAAUUAACAGCAACAGCGUCUUUAGGAGUAAUUCAUAGGGGUCAUGAACAAGAAGCUUUAGCUUUAAUGCAAUCUUAUCUCCCACGAGACACCAGUGCAGGAGCGGGUUAUUCUGAAGGAGGUGGUUUAUACGCGUUAGGACUUAUUCAUGCGAACCACGGCGCUGCAAUAACAGAUUAUUUACUGGGCCAGCUGAAGGACGCACAGAAUGAAAUGGUUCGUCACGGCGGCUGCUUAGGACUAGGUCUCGCGGCCAUGGGUUCGCACAGGCAGGAUGUAUACGAACAGUUAAAGUUUAACCUUUAUCAGGACGACGCUGUUACCGGCGAGGCAGCAGGCAUUGCCAUGGGUAUGGUUAUGCUAGGAUCAAAGUCAACCCAGGCAAUAGAAGAUAUGGUUGCGUACGCCCAAGAAACUCAGCACGAGAAGAUCCUUCGAGGAUUAGCUGUGGGUAUUGCGUUCACCAUGUAUGGUCGCCUGGAGGAAGCUGAUCCUCUGGUCACUUCUCUUUGUGCUGACAAGGAUCCGAUACUUCGUAGAAGCGGCAUGUACACCCUUGCGAUGGCCUAUUGCGGAACCGGAAACAACCAGGCCAUCAGGAAGUUACUACACGUUGCUGUCUCUGAUGUCAACGACGACGUUCGACGAGCAGCAGUUACCGGUCUGGGAUUCCUACUGUUCAGAACCCCGGAACAAUGUCCCAGCGUGGUUUCUCUAUUAGCAGAAAGUUAUAAUCCUCACGUAAGGUACGGUGCAGCAAUGGCUCUGGGAAUUGCUUGUGCCGGCACCGGUUUGAAAGAGGCGAUAGCUUUACUGGAUCCAAUGACAAACGACUCGGUGAACUUUGUUCGUCAAGGUGCCCUGAUCGCCUCCGCAAUGAUCCUGAUCCAACAAACCGAGGCGACCUGUCCCCGUGUCAAAGACUUCAGGGCAUUGUACGCGAAGGUCGUGGUGGACAAACACGAGGACGUAAUGGCGAAAUUCGGCGCCAUUCUAGCGCAGGGUAUCAUCGAUGCCGGUGGUCGUAACGUGACAGUGUCACUGCAAUCGAGGACAGGCCACACGAACAUGCUGGCAGUGGUUGGUGCAUUAGUAUUCACCCAGUAUUGGUACUGGUUCCCUCUAGCCCACUGUUUGGCCCUGGCCUUCACUCCGACAUGUUUAAUCGCUCUGAAUGCACAACUGAAGAUGCCAAAGCUAGAAAUUCGCUCGAACGCCAGACCAAGUGUCUACGCUUAUCCGGCGCCUUUGGAAGAAAAGAAGCGCGAAGAAAGGGAGAAGAUCACGACUGCUGUCCUCAGUAUCGCCGCGAGGGCGCGUAGACGUGAAUCAGAGAGGCGUGCUCGUGAUUCUCACGAGAAAAUGGAAGUGGACCCGCCAGAGACGACGAAAGAAGUCGUCGAGAUGGCAUCCAAGGAGAAAGAAGAGAAGAAAAAGGAGAAGGAGGAGAAGGAAGUGAAAGAGGUGAAGGAGGUGAAGGAGGUGAAGGAGGUGAAGGAGGUGAAGGAGGUGAAGGAGGUGAAAGAGGUGAAAGAGGUGAAAGAGGUGAAGGAUACGAAAGUGGAGAAGAAGAGCAAGGACGAGGGUGAGAAGACGGAGGAGAAGAAGAAAGAAGCUGAACCGAACUUCGAGAUUCUUCAGAAUCCAGCUCGCGUGCUGAGACAGCAAUUGAAGGUGAUACAGCUCGUGGAGGGUAGCCAUUACGUACCUGUCAAAGAUAUCCAGAUUGGAGGCAUUGUCAUGGUGAAGCACAUUAAGUCCGACACAGAGGAAGAGCUGGUAGAGCCAGUUGCCGCUUACGGACCCCAUCCGGAGGAGGAACAGGAAGCGGAACCCCCAGAACCGUUCGAAUACAGCGAAGAUUAAACGGUCGCGUGAUCCAGAACAUAUCUCCGUGACUCGGACGUCACUAUACCAGACAAUUUGUUCACAUAUACGCACGUGUAUAGCUCGCAGUCUGUAGAAGCAAUGCGGAGAAAAGAAAGAAAAAGAAAAAAGCUGUUGCCACUGUCUCUCCCCCCACUUCGAUAAAAAUAAUCCGUUGUUCCUACAGCGACACGUCCUUUUUUUUAUUUUCAUAUAAUUCAUUCCCUGGGAGGAAUAGCCCCGUGACUCUCGAUACUCUUUUAUCUGUCAUCGAACUGCUGCUG
Habropoda laboriosa is the source of this 3454-nucleotide messenger RNA. RefSeq names its product 26S proteasome non-ATPase regulatory subunit 1 (gene Rpn2). The coding region runs from base 60 to 3170 and encodes 1036 amino acids. The transcript is spliced from 14 exons. The record is from RefSeq and is a predicted model, not a curated record. Gene Ontology annotation, cellular component: proteasome complex; proteasome regulatory particle, base subcomplex; proteasome storage granule. Gene Ontology annotation, molecular function: enzyme regulator activity. Gene Ontology annotation, biological process: regulation of protein catabolic process; proteasome-mediated ubiquitin-dependent protein catabolic process. Lineage: Eukaryota; Metazoa; Arthropoda; Insecta; Hymenoptera; Apidae.